Rasamsonia emersonii CBS 393.64 is the source of this 807-nucleotide messenger RNA. RefSeq lists its product as uncharacterized. The coding region runs from base 1 to 807 and encodes 268 amino acids. The transcript has a single exon. The record is from RefSeq and is a predicted model, not a curated record. Lineage: Eukaryota; Fungi; Ascomycota; Eurotiomycetes; Eurotiales; Trichocomaceae.
AUGGAACCCCAUAAACGAAUGCCUCUUGUCCGUCGCUACAUCACGACGCACAACAAUGAUGGCGAAGCAGUGUUCUUGUCGUCCAGCCGAGUCCCCGAAUGCGCCCCCAAUCGGACUGCCGGUGACGAUGGAGAGGUUGCCAUGCUCUACUCGACAGACACAUUCCCUAUUCAAAUGGAUCAAGAGGCCGAUGUGGCCGUGUACGACUCGUACCUGCAUACGCCACCGGGAUUGAUGCCGCAGAACGGCACGGUCAUGCGAGUCGUCGAUAUGCGACCAAGCAAGGAGACGCCGAUGCAUCGGACCAUCAGUCUGGAUUACGGCGUCGUGCUCGAAGGCGAGGUCGAACUCCUGCUGGACAGUGGACAGAGCCGAGUGAUGCGGAGGGGCGAUGUCAGCAUACAAAGAGGCACAAGCCAUUCGUAUCGCAACCGGAGUGACACGGACUGGUGCCGGCUGCUGUUUGUGUUUUUACCUACAGGUCCAUUAACGGUUGGAGGGAAAGAGUUGAAGGAGGAGUGGUACGAUGAGUGGGGAGAAGAAAAACAGGAGGAAGAGAAACAAGGAGAGAAACAAGAGGAAGGAAAACAAGAGGAAGGGAAGCAGGAGGAAGAAAAACAAGACAGUGAAAAACAAGAGGGAGAGAAUCAAGAAGAAGGAAAACAGGAGGAAGGAAAACAAGAAGAAAAACAGGAGGAUGGAGAGCAACAAGGCGAAAAGCCAGAGGAUCAAAAACAGGAAGAUGGAAAGCGGCAUGGUCCACUGGAAAAGGCCAAGUCGAAGAUAUCGGCAUUGAAGUACAGCUGA